Molecule: messenger RNA, 723 nt
Organism: Hevea brasiliensis (rubber tree)
Lineage: Eukaryota; Viridiplantae; Streptophyta; Magnoliopsida; Malpighiales; Euphorbiaceae
Product: zinc finger protein ZAT12
Exons: 1
Coding region: 92-592 (166 amino acids)
Biological process (GO): response to chitin; response to stress
Source: RefSeq, a predicted model, not a curated record
CGUCUCUUGCUUCCAUCAGAUUCAAAAUCAGCCAAAUUAAAAACCUUCACUUUCACGUUAUUUGCUAUUCUUGUGUUAAGUAAGUUUAGAUAUGAAAAGAUAUAGAGAGGAAGCUGCAGGAAUGGAGACCGCCAUGGAUAUGGCCAGUUGCUUGAUGCUGCUCUCUAAAGUUGGUCAAACUGAUGAAACCACUGGUCGUUUAUUUGCAUGCAAGACAUGUAACAGGAAAUUCACAUCGUUCCAAGCAUUGGGUGGCCACCGUGCAAGCCACAAGAAACCGAAACUCAUGGGAGAUGAUUUGCUCAAACUACCCAGUUCACCCCCUAAGCCUAAAAUUCACGAGUGCUCUAUAUGUGGCCUUGAGUUCCCCAUUGGACAAGCUUUAGGAGGUCACAUGAGAAGGCAUAGGGGAAAUAAUAAUAAUACAGGUGAUGGGUUGGUGACUCAGUCUCUGUCACCAGUGCCAGUUAUGAAGAAAUCGACAAGUAAGAGAAUUUUGUGCUUGGAUCUGAACUUAACGCCGAUGGAGAAUGACUUGACAUUGCAGUUGGGGAAAAUAGUGAAGACUCCUGUUUUGAAUUGUUAUAUUUAAUUAGUUAAGACUUUGCACAUAGAAUUUUGUAUUUAUCAAUUUGGUAGUUAGAUUUUUUUUUUUAAUUCAGAUUUGUUAGUUUUUCUACUUACAAAGAGUCUUAAACAAACUUUCUUUUUCCCCUCACCAAA